Molecule: messenger RNA, 510 nt
Organism: Arabis nemorensis
Lineage: Eukaryota; Viridiplantae; Streptophyta; Magnoliopsida; Brassicales; Brassicaceae
Source: the annotation of a GenBank genome assembly
AUGGCAGAGUACUUGGUUACGGGAGGAACAAGCUUUAUAGCCUCUCAUGUUAUCAAUGCACCGUUAGAAACUCAGCCGAUCUACCGGUCGAGGGAAGCUUUGACGAGGCAGUCACGGUGUCGAUGGAGUCUUCCACAUCGCCUCGCGGUUUUCUGUUAUUCAGGAUGGCAACAAUCGGAUGAUUUUCUUCCUCAAGACAAGAUGAUCGAUCCCGAUAUAAGUGGAACAAGGAAUUUAAUGAACUCUUGUGAAAAAUCAAGAAACACUGUGAAAAGGAUUGUUCUCACAUCUUCUUCAACCUCAAUCUGGUACCGUUUUAACGCCACACAAGUCUCUCCACUAAACGAAUCGGAUUGGAGUGAUCUCGAGUACUGCAAACGCUUCAAAAUCUGGUAUGGUUAUGCAAAGACAUUAGUGGAGAAAGAAGCUUGGAUGAUUGCAGCCGAGAAGAAGCUAAACCUAGUGGUGGUAAUCCCUUCGUUUACCAUCGGUCAAAUACUUAGAGGUUGA